Linum tenue is the source of this 1072-nucleotide messenger RNA. NCBI's taxonomy places the organism in Eukaryota, Viridiplantae, Streptophyta, Magnoliopsida, Malpighiales, Linaceae. The record is from the annotation of a GenBank genome assembly.
UUGGGCCUGGAACUUAAUCCCAAAAGGGCCUUCAUACGCGUACGUUUGUCAACCCAAUUGGCUGGUCUCUAAUCUCUAUCAUCUAGGGCUGUGGGUAAAUCCGAGGCCCGCAGUCACUUCAUAUAUAAUCCCGACUUUCUCGUCUAUUUGCAUCUCCGCUUUCCUAAAAAACCCUACCUGCCGCCAAUCUACACAGCAGCAGACAACCAAUCGACCAAGGUUUUCGGAUCUCCACUCUCGGACCUGCAAUCAUGGCGGAGGUGGAGGCCGAUGUCGCUGUUGCUGAACAGCCAAAGAAGAGAACGUUCAAGAAGUUCAGCUUCCGAGGUGUGGAUUUGGAUUCUCUUCUUGACAUGUCCACGGAUGAUCUCGUGAAGCUCUUCACUGCUCGUGCUCGCAGAAGGUUCCAGAGAGGCCUGACCAGGAAGCCUAUGGCUCUGAUCAAGAAGCUUCGCAAGGCGCAGAAAAGGGAGGCACCAGCAGGCGAGAAGCCAGAGCCAGUGAGGACCCACCUCCGCAACAUGAUCAUUGUCCCUGAAAUGAUCGGAAGCGUCAUUGGCGUAUACAAUGGCAAGACCUUCAACCAGGUCGAAAUCAAGCCUGAGAUGAUCGGUCACUACCUGGCUGAAUUCUCCAUCUCAUACAAGCCUGUGAAGCACGGAAGGCCUGGUAUUGGUGCUACUCACUCCUCGAGAUUCAUCCCUCUCAAGUGAAGGGUGUGGUUUUGGUCACAUGUUGUUUGUCAGUGCUCAAGUCUUUUGCUGUUUGUCAAAAUAGAUCUAUCUUAAUUAUGCUUAUGCCAGCUUAGUUGGAACUUGGAAUACAUGUCUCUUACUGACUUAUGAUCUUCAGAUCUAUACAGUAUUAUGUUGUAUUGGGGCAUCCGUGAUUUCAGUUUGGUUGUUAGUUUUGAGUGCCCUUAUGGAUUAUGGUUUGUGUCGUUAUAGCUUGGUAUCUAUGCUCUAACUACUGAAGAAGUUUUUUUGGGAUUUUUUUUACCUCUUGCGCUCCUUCUGGUAAUUUUGAGUAGUUUUGCCAUCGAUUGAUGAUUACUGUGUGAUCAUCAAUCGAU